CUCACAUCAGGAAAGGAGAAAACAGGAGUUGGUAAAAGUAGUUUUGUGAUGAUGGAAGAGUCUUGUACAGGGAGAGAUUUCUACACUCAGCAUUUCGAUCCCAGAGACCAUCUGGAAAAGUACUACAAAAUAAGCCUUGUGGAUGAUGAAAUUGGUCAGUUUGUAAUCUUCUUCCUGAAAGGGGCCCACAGGGCCUUCACCCUAGAUGGCAUCAAGGGAGACACCCUCAUCGACAUUGGCAGUGGCGCAUCCAUCUACCAGUUCCUCUCCGCCUGCGAGUCCUUCCGGGAGAUCAUAGCCACCGAUUACGCUGACCAGAACCGGGAGGAGAUGCAGCGAUGGCUGAGGAAGGAGCCGGGGGCUUUCGACUGGACCCCCAUUGUGAAAUACGUCUGUGAGCUGGAAGGAGACAGGGAAAAAUGGCCAGAGAAGGAAGAGAAAGUCCGAAGAGCCGUCAAGCGGUACCUGAAAUGCGAUGUGACCCAACCCAACCCUUCGGCCCCGCUGGUUCUUCCUCCUGCAGAUUGCCUGCUCUCCUGUUUGUGCUUCGAUGUGGCUUGCAAGGACAUCCCCACCUACCAAUCGGCAUUCAGGAACAUCAGUUCCCUCCUGAAACCGGGCGGGCACCUCCUGUUGAAUUCAUCCCUUGAAGCGCACUACUACAUGGUGGGCCAACACAAGUUUUCUGUCCUCUACCUGGAGAAGGAGGUGAUCGAAGAGGCAGUGAGACAGGCUGGCUUUGUCAUUAAAUGGAUUGAAGAGAUCAGAAUCAACUGCCCUCCAUCCGAAGCAGAUGCAAAAGGGCGGUGCAUCCUUCUUGCCCAGAAAUGCAGUCCGUGAAAUUUAGGCAGCCGUUGAUGUAACACCCAGAGGCUUCCCCAAACAUGGUUAGGAUUUUGUUAUACAAGUUAGGGAAAGCACACAUCACAUCUCUUCUGUGAUCCUUUGCUAGGAGGUCCAUUAGAAAAUGGUUUUGUUUGUAAUAAAAUAUUUUGUAUCUC
Notechis scutatus (mainland tiger snake) is the source of this 1001-nucleotide messenger RNA. Its product is annotated as nicotinamide N-methyltransferase-like. The record is from RefSeq and is a predicted model, not a curated record. Gene Ontology annotation, cellular component: cytosol. NCBI's taxonomy places the organism in Eukaryota, Metazoa, Chordata, Lepidosauria, Squamata, Elapidae. Gene Ontology annotation, molecular function: N-methyltransferase activity.